AUGGCAAAUCCGAUACGUGCUCACCGCUGCCUCUCUGACUUCAAACUUAUCGGCGUGAGAGUCGGAGAGCUAGACAUAGACGCCACCACGGCUUGUGCUAAGCUAGACAACUGCAGUGAUGAGAUACAGGAUUUGCGCGUUGAAGAAGCCAUACCCCAUCCUGAACACCGUGGCAGGCCUAAUGUCAGAGACGACAUUGCGCUCCUAAGGCUCAGAAAACCUGUAAACUUAUCUCAAAGAAAUACCGACGCAGUUUGUCUGCCAGUGUCCAGACGUCAGCAGAAUCUGGAUCUUGGAAGACAGGUCGCUACGCUUGCCGGGUGGGGCUCCACGGAGCAGGGCUCCACUUCUUCUAUACUGCGCACCGUCGCUAUUCCUAUACACACCGUCGAGAACUGCCGGCAGCUGUAUAACAGAGACAGGAAACCAAGUGAAGAAGAUGAGACAAUCAACAAACUCUGCGCCGGGCAGAAAGGCAUGGGAUCCUGCGAAGGGGAUUCUGGAGGGCCCUUGGUGCUUAGGGAUCCAGCAGGCCACUUCGUGCAGUAUGGCGUGGAUUCUUAUGGACCUACGCUCUGCGGCGCUGACUUUCCCACCGCUUACACCGAUGUUACCAAGUAUAUAAAGUGGAUCCUUGAUACUAUUAGACCUUGAAACCUGU
Cydia amplana is the source of this 661-nucleotide messenger RNA. RefSeq names its product melanization protease 1-like. The record is from RefSeq and is a predicted model, not a curated record. Gene Ontology annotation, molecular function: serine-type endopeptidase activity. NCBI's taxonomy places the organism in Eukaryota, Metazoa, Arthropoda, Insecta, Lepidoptera, Tortricidae. Gene Ontology annotation, biological process: proteolysis. The transcript has 5 exons. The coding region runs from base 1 to 654 and encodes 217 amino acids.